AGUCACGUGACUGAAUUUAGUCGAAUCUUAAAGAUGGCGACGGAAAGUGAUAGGAAGCGUAAAAGCGGCGAGAAAUUACGCCGUAAACCAGUGAAUUUGUACGAGUUAGCGGUGGAUUUGAUAGGUUUGGCAUUUGGCUUUUUCCAUUGGUGGCAUGUGUCGACGCUGUUCGAAAAUGACCGGCAUUUCUCGCAUCUGUCCGAAAUCGAGAGAGAAAUGUCCUUCCGCACGGAAAUGGGGAUGUAUUACUCGUAUUACAAGACUAUCGCGGAAUCGAAAACGUUCAUGGAUGGACUUAGAAAAAUCAGCCAUGAUAAUAUCUCGGAAUAUGGAAACAUUAUUAAUGCAGCUAGAAAGUAUAGCUUACUGCCAGAGUUGGUAGCUGGAUAUCUUUAUCAUUGUGCCAAGAAUCUGGGGAUUAUAUCCAUAGAGCAGUGUUGGCAAAUAGAAAGAGGAGAAGGUUUGCCACCAGUGACUAGUUGCGAGGGUCUUGGUGUUCCAGUUUAUUUUUACUUACAAAUCGUUUGGAUUUUUACUAUAUUUACGGCAGCUGUACUGUUCUACUAUGCUGCCUUCCUUGGUAAUAGUUUGAGUAGUGGAAUCAUAGCAGUGCUUCUAUUCUUUUAUAAUCAUAAUGAAUGUACUCGGGUCCAAUGGACUCCACCACUGAGAGAAAGUUUCGCAUACCCUGUAUUACUCUCUCAAAUGUAUAGGUUGACUCUGAUUAUUAGAGAGGGCACUUUGCAAGAUUCUCAGAAAGUGCCCAAAGAUUUACUUCAGAAAAUGGGUAUAGCAACGGUAAUUAGCUUAUGUUGCUGGCAAUUUUCACAUUUUGUACUCACCACGCAGGUCGUUGCUCUAUUGAUAUUAAAGUGGAUGAAAAUAAUCCCAAACGACCUUUACAGAUGUAUUUUUAAAGUUCAUGGUUGGUCAAUUUUAUUAGCAACCGGAAUCACAGAUGGUUUCCCUUUGCUGUAUUCUCUGUACUUCAACCUUUUACUCAUCAGUAACGUUGUAAGCUUAACGGAAAAGCUGACUCGUUUCAUGGGCAUAAAGCUCCAAACGAUUCUCGAGAUCGUUCUCACAAUUAUAUGCACGCUGUACUUAGAAUCGUUUUCCGCCUCGUUAUCCGAGGACAACGCGCACGUGUUCGACUUACUCAAAGCGAAACUGACCAGUUACAAAGACUUCCACACGAUGCUGUACACGUGCUCUCCCGAAUUCGAUUUCCUCCAAUACAGAAGCUUCGAAGCGAUCAUAAAAACGUUGCUUCUGCCAUCUGCUAUAUUGGCUGGAAUGCUGGCGGUCUAUUUCUGGUACAGAAAUUACAAAAUCAAAGGAUACCCUAAAUGCAUAGAGGCAGAUAUGGCUUACAACGGCCUGCAGACCGGAGCUUUCAUCAUCAUGGCAGUUUUCAUCAUGAGACUCAAGCUGUUCAUGAACCCCCAUCUCUGUAUAAUAGCCGGCACUGUUUGCGCGAAUAGAUACUUGGAAAAGCUUGGUUUGAAGAACGAGAUAACUAAGACUGCUCUUACUCUUCUAUUGAUAUCCGCGAUGUCUUAUCAUGGUUUAGAGAGACUGCAGGAAGAACGAAGUAUCAUAGGCGAGUACAGCGACAUCGAGCAAGAGGAACUGUUCGAGUGGAUCAAGAAGAACACGCCUGAACAUGCUGUGUUCGCCGGCAAGAUGUCUUUGAUGGCAAACUUAAUGCUCUCGACGGGAAGGCCUAUAGUCAAUAACCCUUACUACGAGAGCAAAGAGAUGAGAGAUCGGACGAUGAAAGUUUACGAGAUCUUCAGCAGAAAAGAUGUCACAUCCGUGUACUUCACUCUGAGGAAUCUUCACGUUGGAUACGUCGUGUUGGAGGAAUCGCUGUGCUUUGGUUUCGCAAACCUGCAAGCAGAGUGUCAGAUGAUCGAUCUGUGGGAUCUAGUAGACAAUGGAACCGCGAAGGCAGCUGGGAAACAACCCCUAUGUCCAAUCCUAUAUCGAGGAAACGCUUACCCCUUUAAAAGAGCCUUUGUAAAUAAUCGUUACGUUGUUUUGCAGCUCGAUUAUUCCUAUUACGUCGAGCUGAAACCGAAGACUUCCCUUAACUACCAAUCCUAAAGGUGUUCAAUCGACUGAUCAAAUGUGACAAAUCGAAGAUACCUCGCGAAACUGCAGAGAAUAUUUUUAGGCAAAUAUUUCAAGGGAGAGACAGUUCUGUAUGAUAUACAUAUAUAUUUUUCUUUUAAAAAAUAAUCGUCGAAGUGAGCCAAAGCAACUUUGUUAAACAGUUAGAAGUAAAAUACAAAUAAAAUGUUAACUA
This is a messenger RNA of Bombus pyrosoma, 2311 nucleotides long. RefSeq names its product C-mannosyltransferase dpy-19. The transcript has 9 exons. Gene Ontology annotation, cellular component: nuclear inner membrane. Gene Ontology annotation, molecular function: mannosyltransferase activity. The record is from RefSeq and is a predicted model, not a curated record. Lineage: Eukaryota; Metazoa; Arthropoda; Insecta; Hymenoptera; Apidae. The coding region runs from base 34 to 2109 and encodes 691 amino acids.